CUGAUUGGUCUGUUUGGCUUGUAGCUGUAGUAUUUCAGCGAUGAAAACCAAAUUAAUUUGGAAGCUAUUCUGUAUUAGCCAUUGAGCAUUGUCAGGAACAGUUAUUAGGUCUCGACUCUAUCUCUCAGUGUUUGAAGCACCAAUUAAUUAAAUUAAGCCUUAGCCAAAACCAAAAAAUAUUUGUGAUGGAGUCUUCCGACAAUAAUUGCAUAGUCAAGAUAUCGUCAUUUAACAUCUAGCUACCAGACGGCGUCGAAGGAAAUUUCCGGGACCGUAGAAAAUCGGUUACAAGACAUUUAUUGACAAUAGAAAAUCAUCAAGUUGUUGAUAAUACACAGGAAAGUCAGACCAUACCAUGGGGCUUUUAAGGAACUCCACAACAUCUCGAAUUUCCAGUGUCAUAUUUCCCUUUAAAACCAAGUAUCCAACUUACCGUUUAAGUUUUCAAUUCUUUCUCGGACGCCCCUUUGUAAAGUUGCUGUAUCUGAUUGGCAGCACUUGUUUUAUCAUUUUAAUCCAGUGGAACCUUCAGUAUAACCAAACAAAUAGGCCUACCACUCGUGACACUCCGGAGGUUGAUCGAGCAACCUGCUGUCAGCUCCCCAAUCAGACUGCGGACAUUUGUGGCCGACCGAGUUGCACUUUGCCAUGUGCACAGCCGCUUAAAAGCUACUUCAGCACGAAAUCCAGUUCUGGUCAAGAUAAAGACAAUGCCUUUUUCAUAGAAACGUCGGGCAACGGUGCGCUCAGUUAUCGACAGGCUUGCGCCGUUGAGUCCCUCGCCUUGCAUAAUCCAAAUUUAACAGUCAACGUACUUUUUACGGAUGUGAAAAUCAACGCCGAUCUCGAUACCGUGCAGAUACUCAUGGAGAACUACGCCAACGUCCAACUUAUCGACAUCAAGGUGGAUGAAUACAUGGCCGGAACACUGAUGGAGCAUUGGUACCAAUGCACAAAUUGGCGUAAAGGGACGUAUCACGUCAACAAUCUGAGUAACGCGCUCCGAUUGCUGACCGUUUACAAAUUCGGCGGUUAUUAUUUUGAUCUUGACAUCAUUUCUGUGCGCCCCGUCACGUCCUAUCGCAAUUUCGUUGCCGCCGUCGACCGCGAAAUUGUCAACAACAAUGUGAUUCAUGCGAAUGCAAAACAUCGGUUCAUUGAACUUGCCAUCAAGGACUUUGUCACCAACUUCAGGCCAGACUUGUGGGGUAACAACGGACCUGCUUUGAUUUUCCGCGUCUUGAAAACGUGGUGCAACUCCGAGGACCAUAAAUCGCUAGAAUACGUCAGCUGUCCUGGAUUUAAUGUCCUUCCGGCACCGUCGUUUCAUCCAGUCCAUCACUUCGAGAUGCAAAAAUUAUUCGAUGAACCAAUGGCCAACGAAACGGAAGAAAUGCCCAUCAGUUGGCUAACGGAGGACGUUGUGGGCGUCCACCUUUGGAACAGGAUGAACAAAGAUGACCCAAUCUACAAGAACGAGACACAUCCGUACAAACGGCUGGUUCGAGAUCAUUGCCCUCUCAUUUUUUCCAUCAUUCCGGAAAUAUUUUGAAGAAGCAUACAGCUUUAAAAAAUAAUUUUUUUUAAAUUAAACGUCAUAUUUUGGAAAAUACAGCAAAGGUUUGAAUAAG
Messenger RNA from Daphnia pulex (common water flea), 1631 nucleotides. Its product is annotated as lactosylceramide 4-alpha-galactosyltransferase-like. The transcript has 3 exons. Gene Ontology annotation, biological process: glycosphingolipid biosynthetic process. The record is from RefSeq and is a predicted model, not a curated record. Bases 356 to 1552 code for a protein of 398 amino acids. NCBI's taxonomy places the organism in Eukaryota, Metazoa, Arthropoda, Branchiopoda, Diplostraca, Daphniidae. Gene Ontology annotation, molecular function: hexosyltransferase activity.